UGAUGCGAAUUGCGCUUCUCAGUCAUCUUCCGACCGCGACCAAACGCUGACGCCCAAGGCGCUUCGGUGCGUGCUGUGCGAGACCGCGUGCGUGUAAUCUCGGCGGGGUUCGGUUCAACGAAACAAAGCGCGAGAGAAAAAAAAAUCGCAACGCGCACCCAUACCACCAUAGCGUUUGGUGUGUACGUGCACACCACCCCGCCUGGCAUAGUGUGUGACAGCAAAAGGAAUAGCUUGGGAGUGUGUGUGCCGGUGUGAAAACGCGAAACAGCCCAACAUAAACGGGCAGGGGGGGCCCUUGGUUUUUAGAGCAAUCGGCAAAACAAACGCGAAAAGGAUAACAAAAAACGGGCGGAUUUUCGGCGUCGGGCGUUUUUGUUUUCUUCUCUCUCGGGUGGCUUUUGUUGUGCCGAUUUUUAUGCUAAAGUGUGCCGUGCUGUAAAGAAAACGAAAUUCCGAAGAAGAAUUGUGGUGAAGAAGUAUCCAAGCGUUUCUUGGAGACCAGUGUGUGAUCUCCUCACGAGUCGCGAAUUUUGUUUAUCCAGCAGGCCCGCUUGUCGUUUGCCCGCCAUCACUACCACGAAUUCGGUAACCCCAGCCCAGCCCGGAAGCAAGGAACGCAAGCGAAAACAAGAUGCGAUAAUGCGGCCAUGGCACUGCGCGGCUGGCGACUGUUUGGGGUGGCCGGCACCAUACUGGUGUACGUCGGCGGCAUACUGUUCCUAUCGUUCGUCAGUCUGCAGGGACCGCAGCAGAAGCGGGGCGUCCAUGGGCCACGCGGCUACGGCGAGUUCGAGACGAUCCGCAACCGGGACAUGGGGCUGAUGGGCAAGAAGCCACCGCUGCAGUGGUGCACCGAGCUCCACUACCUGGACGCUCCGAUCCGUGCGCCCCGCAAACCACCCAAGCUGCUCCAAACCUUCCCGGGCCAUUUCGUGAAGAAGUUUAACGUGUACAGCUACCAUGGUGGCAUCGGUGGCAGCAGCAGCAGCAGAAACAGUAACAACCAGAACCUACACUCAGCACCCGGACAGGCGGCGGCGGUACAGACCGGGCAGGCGAACGAUGGCACACUCGCUGGCCCAUCGGUCGCAGCGUCCGGUGCCGGCAGUCCGGGCAGUUCCUCGCAUCCGGUUCGGCCUAACAGUGACACAGCUAGUGGUAAGCUAGGAGAUAAUGGUGAUAGCGUAAGAAAUGGCGGCGGUGUGGCGCCGUGGCGCACGAAGGGCGCACACUCGAAACCGGAACUGACGGCGCUCGUCUCAUUCCCGGGCAGUGGUAAUACCUGGCUGCGGUAUCUGCUCCAGCAAGCGACCGGCAUUCUAACCGGGAGCGUGUACAAAGACUAUGGACUCCUUAAAAGUGGUUUCCCGGCGGAAAGUGUCGCCAACUCGUCGGUACUGGUAGUCAAAACGCACGAAUGGGGCCCGCACGCAUGGGCCCCGUACACGAAAGCGAUUCUACUGAUACGUGAUCCGGAACGGGCCAUUCUGGCGGAGUUUAAUCGCCAAUCUGGUGGCCACGUGGGAUUUGCCUCGCCUGACCGUUACCGUAGGACCAAGGGUCGAUAUUGGACUCAAUUUGUAAAAAAUAAGCUUUGGGCAUGGGAACAAACGAAUCUCUCGUGGGCGAAAAAUUUCACCGGCGAAGUCAAGCUCGUCUUCUACGACGAUCUGGUGGAGAACGUCGAGGGAACACUGCGCAGUAUUCUACGAUUCCUAAACUACCCGACGGACGAGGAGCUGUUGGCGUGUGCACUUAUGCGAAAGGAAGGUAUUUAUAGGCGCAAAAAGCGCAUCCUCCAGUUCGACCCGUACAGUCCGGCAAUGCACGCAGCAAUUGACGAGAAGCGGGCCGAAGUGUAUGCUGCCCUCGGACGUUAUGACGCACACUGAGCACACCGGAGGCUAUUAUUGUGAUUUAAGGGGUUUCAGGGUUUUGGUUUUUUUUCCCCCUUCAUUCUUGUACUCGAACACACGAGUUUGCUCCAGAAGCUAGAAAGAGGCUGCGCCUUUUUUGCUCACAAAGUAUUUGUAUAAAUCUUAAGUAGAAUGUUAAAAGUGUGCAAGUACCGUACCGGAACCAAAGCUACCAAUCGAAAGCGAGAAUCGUUCAAGGCACCAGUUGAAAGCUUCCAGUUAGUGAUGUGUUUUUGUAGCCAAAGACAGCGGAUUGAGGGUGCGGUUGUGUUUAGUUUUUUUUUUUUUUCUGUACAGCCGUAUCCUGUUUGUUACCGUACAAUUGAACCGAAAACAUUCUAGUCAGCAGAAGGGACAAACUCUUCCGUUUUGCUAUAUGGGCCGUAGGGCGAUCGAGUCAGCGGAAGCAGCAGCAGAGCCAAACAUGUCUUAACGUAACCAAAGUAAUGUAACACGAUAUUACCAGCAGCCGGAGGAAAAACAAAACCAGGCAGAUUUAAAAGUAGAUACACACACACAAUUUAGAAGAAACACAUUGUAGGCGCUAUAAGAAACUGGUAAGACUUUUAGAAACGAUUUAGGAACAAUAGUUACAAACAUAAGCAUACACGCGACUAGGCACAGGAUGAGAGAUAUAUUUGUUUCUUAGUAAACGACAAGAAAUGUAUGCAACAAUUUUAAGACUUGCCACGAAACACAUUCAUACAAACACGAGAGUAACACACGGCCAUAAUCCGGGGGUGGUAGGUUGGUGCAAUUGCGCAGAAAACCAAGUAUAGACAAAUCCACGUAACCGAUUAGUAAUCCCUGUUCCGUGUGGUGACGACGAAGCAAACACGAUGUAUGAUAGCAUUGGGGCUGCUGGUGUAAACGAAUGUGCAUUAUAUGUAGACACCAGUGCAGAAAACAAAAAGCCGAAUAAACUUAUUUAGAGAUGUUCGAAACAUA
Anopheles stephensi (Asian malaria mosquito) is the source of this 2867-nucleotide messenger RNA. RefSeq names its product WSCD family member AGAP003962. The coding region runs from base 651 to 1895 and encodes 414 amino acids. The record is from RefSeq and is a predicted model, not a curated record. Gene Ontology annotation, molecular function: sulfotransferase activity. The transcript is spliced from 6 exons. Lineage: Eukaryota; Metazoa; Arthropoda; Insecta; Diptera; Culicidae.